AUGAGGGUCUGCCAGCCCUUGCAGCAGGAGCCGGUGGCGGCGGGGGGCGGCCGCGGCCGGCACCGUGGCGCGGGGGGGUCCCGCGUCCGCUUCGAGGAGGGCGCCGUGUUCCUGGCCGCCUGCUCCAGCGGCGACACCGAGGAGGUGAAGAGGCUGCUGGGCCGCGGCGCCCGCAUCAACACCACCAAUGUGGACGGGCUGACAGCCCUGCACCAGGCCUGUAUUGAUGAGAACCUGGACAUGGUGAAGUUCUUGGUAGAAAAUGGAGCCAAUGUGAACCAGCAAGACAACGAGGGCUGGACCCCUCUGCAUGCAGUGGCAUCGUGUGGCUACCUGAACAUAGCAGAGUUCCUGAUCAGCCACGGCGCCAACGUGGCCGCUGUCAACAGCGAGGGCGAGGUCCCGUCCGACAUCGCCGAGGAGGCGGCCAUGAAGGACCUGCUUCUGGAGCAAGUCAAGAAACAAGGUGUAGACCUAGAGCUGUCAAGGAAAGAAGAGGAGCAGCAAAUGCUCCAGGAUGCCCGGCAGUGGCUGAACAGUGGGAAAAUUGAGGAUGUAAAGCAGCCUCGGACAGGAGCCACAGCUCUUCAUGUUGCUGCAGCCAAGGGCUAUUCUGAAGUCAUGAGGCUCCUGAUCCAGGCUGGCUUUAAUUUGAACGUCCAGGACAAUGAUGGCUGGACUCCACUCCAUGCUGCUGCUCACUGGGGAGUGAAGGAAGCGUGUUCCAUCCUGGCUGAGGCUCUGUGUGACAUGGACAUCAGGAACAAGCUGGGCCAGACACCCUUUGAUGUUGCUGACGAGGGGCUUGUGGAGCAUUUAGAAAUGCUGCAGAAGAAGCAGACUGUGCUGCGAAGUGAGAAGGAGACAAGGAAUAAGCUGAUUGAAGCUGACAUGAAUGGGAAGCCUCAAAACAGAUUCUUCACCAACAAAGAGAAGAUUCUUUAUGAGGAAGACACAAUGAAGUCUGUGGAAACUGAGGAAGAGAACAAGGACUCAAGCAGUUCUAGUUCUGAGGAGGAAGAAGCUGAAGAUGAAGUUUCAGAAUCAGAUGCUGAAAAGGAGUCAGAGAGAAAGGAAGAGCCCUUUGCCAACCACUCCAGCCGUGAAUCCAGGCCCAGCAUCACUGAGCAAAUGGCACCAGCUGAGCCAAACUCCUUCACUGCGUCUGCCAGAAGAUUCAGUUGGCUCAGCAAGUCAGAUGAGCAGAAGGAUGAAUCACCUUCGUCCUGGAGGCUGGGCCUGAGGAAGACUGGCAGCCACAACAUGUUGAGUGAAGUUGCUGCCACUCGUGAGGCACAGAGGGAUAAAACUUCUUCCAUCUAUCGCUCCUCGUCCAGCCCUCGGAUAUCUGCCCUGUUGGACAACAAGGAAAAGGACAGAGAUAACAAGAGUUAUCUUGCCACCAUAGUCCCCAGAAGACUGAGCAGUACGAGUGAUAUAGAAGAAAAAGAAAACAGAGAAUCUGCAGUGAACCUGGUGAGGAGUGGCUCCUACAGCCGGCAGCCCUGGAGAGAUGAGCCAAAGGGAAACGAAGCUCCCCACUCUGCCCCCACUACCUAUGUAUCCACCUACUUGAAAAGUGCUUCAUUUGGUAGAAGUAGUGACCUGAGCAGUCCCUACAUUUCAGCCAGUUGCAGUCCAUCUCUAGCUACCUCACCCACUGCCAUUGGCUCAUCUACCUCCCUGGGCACCCCGUGGCCAGCUGUCCCUUGCUGUCCCCCAUCUCUCGGUGUGAGCACUCCUGCUUCAGCCUGCCACAACACCAGAGCCCCUUUCAGGCAACAAACUGAUUCUGCUGUAGAGAAAAGCACAGAGGGCAGCUGUGGCAGCACCCCUCUAGGUGUAAUCACAAACCGUGCUGUGCUCGGCGCUGCCAACGGCACCGGGAAUGCCGGGGCUGCCUCCGCCCUGGGGAAGGAGCUCUCUGCUGAGGAGCCCAGGGAGCGCAGAAGGUCAUAUCUGACUCCAGUGCGGGAUGAGGAAGCAGAAUCCCUGAGGAAGGCACGAUCCAGACAGGCCCGGCAGACCCGCAGGUCAACCCAGGGUGUGACGCUGACGGAGCUGCAGGAGGCCGAGCGCACGUUCAGCCGCUCGCGCGCCGAGCGCCAGGCGCAGCACAGCGACACGGCCCAGGACAGCGGCUGGGGCAGGAGCACAGAGGAUGAGACCGUGUAUCGGCGACUGAGGGGCCCAGCCCAGCCUGACAAACCCACAACACCUGUGUCUCCUUCCACAGCAGCACCUCUGCUCUAUACAACUUCAUACCUGACUCGAACAAAUAAAUAUCUGGGGCUGGACUCAGUGAAUCCAGCAGAUUUCAGAGCAGCAGCCACAGAGAUGGAGAAAAAUGAGUGUGAAGACCAGGAUUCAGACGACAGAUCCCUGAACAAGCAGUCGAUCCGAGAGCGGCGGCGACCGAAAGAGAGACGGAGAGGCACCGGCAUCAUCUUCUCAGCACAGGAUGAUGAUGAUGAAGUUGAUGGAAAUGAAGAAGUGAAGGAAACUCGGUGCUAAUCCAGGUAUGCCAUGGUGCUUCCAGCUUUUCUUGUGAUUAAUGUGGAGAUGGGAAUAAAAAGUGGGAGAAGAAUGAUGCUACAGAUGCAGUUACAGACUCUCAGCUGCUGUGUGUCUCUGGGAGGAGAGGAGGACCCCUUCCUCCUGCUCUCUGUGUGGCACCCUGGCAGAUCCUGUGCUCUGCAGAUGAAGUGUUCCCUCCUCCAAUUCAGAUUCCAUUUAUGGGAAACUCCAGCAGAGCCUGCACAUCCCAUUUACAGAACAGCUACUGCCAGUCCUGCUGCCCAGCAUAACCCUGCCUGCCUUCUGCAGAGCUAAAUAAACCCUGCAGGCUCUGUUUGACCCUGGUAAAGCUUGAGGUUCAUUCAAAAGUCAUUUAUUUGCAGUUGGGUUUAUAUAUAAUGUACAGUUGCUGUAUAGCAGUAGUAGUAAUAAUAAUAUCAAUAAUUUGAAUUAUUAAAUCUUGAGAUACAAAGUUCCAUUAAAUAAGCUAAAUGAAAUGCCCAGAAGUACAGAUUGUAGACUAUAGUAAUGUAAUGUUUUAAUAACUUAUUUUAAAGGUAAUAGGUGUUGCUCUUGUUACUGCUAAGGGAAUUCAGACAUAUGUGUUUAUGUAGCUAUACACAGACAGUUCCUUGGCUAUACAUUAAUUUCUGUAACCCAGCAGCUCCUCAGGUGCUCAUGGCUGUACCCCAGGAAUAAAAAUCUGUGUUUUGGA
Molecule: messenger RNA, 3232 nt
Organism: Parus major (Great Tit)
Lineage: Eukaryota; Metazoa; Chordata; Aves; Passeriformes; Paridae
Product: protein phosphatase 1 regulatory subunit 12B
Exons: 21
Coding region: 1-2514 (837 amino acids)
Biological process (GO): signal transduction
Cellular component (GO): cytoplasm; A band; Z disc
Molecular function (GO): phosphatase regulator activity; enzyme inhibitor activity; protein binding
Source: RefSeq, a predicted model, not a curated record